AUAAUAACCCACAUCUAAGAGGCAGAUUUGGUCUUAAGACACGCGUGUAAGCUAACACUAAACCAUAUAUUUACAUACAGUCGUGAUAAAAAAAAUGUUUAAAAAAUAUGUUUAAAUGUCAAUAUUUACAACUCACGCACGGCUCUGUUUCUUUGCAACGUGAUCUGGUGUCGAGAAGGAGACGUGAUGCCCUUCAGUCUGUUUCAAAACACACCAACCCACACAGGCAACACGCGUAGAACUAUAAUUUAGAAACUCGCAUUCUGUCCUCGAUUGCACUCCACGACGGCAGCCUUCCAGUGUCUCUGGCAGACUUAUUUCAAGCAACACAGUCUUGAAAAAACACACCACACCCGACAAAGAGGAACUUUGUGCUAGUAUAUAAUGCAGAAACUUAUGGCGUGUCUCCAUGACCCUCUCUGGGUUCAUCUCGUUCUCCUCGCCGUGGUGGUGGCCCAGGUUACUGCGUCUGCCUCUUUAUUUCUCCCACCAUCCAAGGAGGCUAUCCCCUUGGGCACAUUCGAAGGUCAACCAAACAAUCCGCCUGAUCUUCUAGGGCUGUACUGCAUCAACAAAACGAAGAAUCGGUCGCGUCACUGCAAAGAUUUACUGGAUGCCGGGGAUAAACACAACGGCGUGCGCAUGAUCUACCCCAAUCCUGAACAGCCAGAUCGCUACCUCAUGGUGUAUUGUGAUCAGACCACGGACGGCGGUGGAUGGACGGUCUUCCAGCGACGCACAAAUUCUUCCUGCAGCCGCGAAAACUUUAGCCGCUCCUGGGGGGAAUACAAAAUGGGAUUCGGGAACAUCGGAGGGGAGUUUUGGCUGGGCCUUGACGCUCUGCACUUACUGACCUCCGCAGCCAAACAAGAGCUGCGGAUCGACCUUGCAGACUGGGAAGGAAAUCAUCGAUAUGCCAAGUACAAGGGAGACGCGGGGGACAGCCUGGGAAAGGGCAAUCGCCUCGCCUCGCCUUUCUCAACCUACGACAACGAUAACGAUAACUUACCACAUGAAAAUUGUGCCGAACAUCACCGCGGGGGCUGGUGGUACUCGUCGUGUCAUUACUACUCCAGCCUCAACGGCUAUCAGUACAAGGGCAAGACCAUCACCAAGGGUGACGGCAUCAACUGGGAACACUGGAGGGGCUUCCACUAUUCCCUCCGGGACUCAGCCAUGAUGAUCCGGCCCCUGCCGUAUCGUGGGUCGUCGCGACGCCCCUGCCAUGACUGAUGUAGACUUUCUGGUUGACCAUUAGAAAUUAUUUGAUCCGCCUGCUGCUGAGUUGUCUCCUAUAACUUGGCACGUCUGCUGAAUCGCUACUGAUGUGACUUUUAGAUAAUGCUAUUAUUUUUCCCUGAUGUUGAAGGAACAAAGAAUGCACAAAAGUGAUGUGGUUUUAGUAAACCGACCGAUAUCUCUGUCAAGUGACACACACACACACACACACACACACACGCACACACACAUAAGGGAGAGAGAGAGAGAGAGAGAGAGAGAGAGAGAGUGUUUGAGAGAAUUACAUAGAAUUACAUAGAAAAUCAGACCACACAGACCCCAUGGUCCGGACUAGGUGGUCUGUCCUUAAACCUAAGUGACUUUACAUUAAUCAGAAGGCUCCAAAACGUUGCAUUUCUACUCUAGACCUUAGAGUACGGGUGGCGAGAUAAUUCUCUGGAUGCUAUGCACGGGGAAAAUUUAGACAUUUAAAAGAGGUGGAAAUGGUGUCUUUCUUCUUUCCAAUAAUUGUAUAUUCAUCUAGUAUAUAUGGUGGUGUAAUAAAACUUCUCUCCUAAUAAUAAUAAAAAAGUUAUGACAGCCCAAAAUAUUGCGCAUUUUCUCGUGGCCGUGAUG
Messenger RNA from Eriocheir sinensis (Chinese mitten crab), 1854 nucleotides. Its product is annotated as microfibril-associated glycoprotein 4-like. NCBI's taxonomy places the organism in Eukaryota, Metazoa, Arthropoda, Malacostraca, Decapoda, Varunidae. The coding region runs from base 385 to 1233 and encodes 282 amino acids. The transcript is spliced from 4 exons. The record is from RefSeq and is a predicted model, not a curated record.